Messenger RNA from Chanos chanos (milkfish), 291 nucleotides. It is a transcript of the gene npy, whose product is annotated as neuropeptide Y. Gene Ontology annotation, biological process: feeding behavior; neuropeptide signaling pathway. Gene Ontology annotation, molecular function: neuropeptide Y receptor binding; neuropeptide hormone activity. Lineage: Eukaryota; Metazoa; Chordata; Actinopteri; Gonorynchiformes; Chanidae. The coding region runs from base 1 to 291 and encodes 96 amino acids. Gene Ontology annotation, cellular component: extracellular region. The transcript has 3 exons. The record is from RefSeq and is a predicted model, not a curated record.
AUGCGCCCUCACGCGAGUAUAUGGAUGGGCGCGGCGGCGUUCGUCUUCUUUACUCUAGUAUGCCUUGGCACGCUCGCGGACAGCUACCCGACAAAACCCGACAACCCAGGAGAGGACGCACCCGCUGAGGAACUCGCUAAGUAUUACUCCGCACUAAGGCACUACAUCAACCUGAUCACACGGCAGAGGUAUGGAAAGAGGUCCAGCACCGACACAAUAAUCUCAGAUCUGUUGCUAGAGGACACAGAGCCCAGCCUGCGGUCCAGAUACGACCAGCCCUCGAUGUGGUGA